AUGUCAUUAUCCGUUGUGUGGCGCCAUUCUGCAAAGCCAGAAACCUAUGAAGAAGCACGUACUCAACGCCUGUUUAACCCCGCCAUACCCAAAAGAUAUCCAGUAGCCAUUGCAUUCGCAAAAGCCGAGUCGGACAUUGUUGACGCGGUAAAACUAGCUAUUGAGAAAGGAUGUCGAGUUUCAGUCCUCUCCGGCGGACAUAGCUUUCCUGCCUGGAGCGUUCGCGAUGAUGCUAUGCUACUAGACCUUGGAAAUUAUUCGAAUACCUCCUUUGACGAAGAGACGGGGGUUGUCAGCGUUUCUCCAAGCACGACCGCUCGGGCUCUGAAUGAGUACCUCACCGCGAGGGGUCGGAUGUUCCAGGUUGGCCACUGUCCUGAUAACUGGGGCUGGUCAUGCGAAAAAAUACUCUCUAUCGAUGUGGUGACAGCUGGCGGGGCCCUAAUUCGAGCAGACGCACGACAAAAUAGCGACCUCUUUUGGGCUGCCAGAGGAGCGGGCCCUGGAUUCCCUGGCGUGGUCACUCGAUUUCACCUGCGGACUCGGCCGGCUAUAAAAGAGGUGCGUUUAUCGCGAUAUGUGUACGCGAUGAAAGAUUAUCACGCUGCAUUUUCAUGGAUACUGAAGGUCCCAUUUACUCCCGAAGACGGUAUCGAAGCUAUUGCCAUUGGCAGCUAUCCUCCAGGAGAAGAAGAGCCAUGCCUUACAAUUGCGCUUGUCGGCUUUGGCGAGGAUAAGCAUACUCUAGAGCAGGCAUUGCAGAAGGCCGAAGACUCCCGCCCACCCGGUGCAUUAACUCAUUCUGUCGGCACAGAAACAAGCCUCAGCGAAUUACUGGAGAGUAAAGCCGAUGCCUAUCCACACGGACACAGGUAUUAUGUUGAUAAUGCCUAUCUCAAAAACGAUGCGGAUGUCGUCGCCGUUCUCGCGCAAGCGUUCACGACAUUACCUACCAAGACGUCCCAAGUGUUCUGGACGGGGAUGAAGCCUUGCAGCAGACGACAGCUACCGGACAUGGCCCUUAGCCUCCAAUCCGAUCACUUCUUCGCACUUUACGGCAUAUGGAGUCAUGAAAGUGAGGACUCAACAUGUAAAGCCUGGGCCGGUGCUGUUAUGAAGGGGAUUGAACCACAUUCUGUUGGAGCGUAUGGGGGGGAGUUUGAUUUUCAGGAACGGAGAUCGGAGGUCUGGGGUAUUGAGCAGACUAAGAAACUAUCGGAAAUUCAACGGCGAUGGGAUCCUGAUGCUCGAAUUUGUGGUUGCCUUGGGUUGGAUGGGGCUUCGUGA
Molecule: messenger RNA, 1287 nt
Organism: Blastomyces dermatitidis ER-3
Lineage: Eukaryota; Fungi; Ascomycota; Eurotiomycetes; Onygenales; Ajellomycetaceae
Product: FAD binding domain-containing protein
Exons: 3
Coding region: 1-1287 (428 amino acids)
Molecular function (GO): FAD binding; oxidoreductase activity
Source: RefSeq, a predicted model, not a curated record